ACUGCAUAAUCGAUUUUGGUGCAACAAUAAGACAGCUCAGUGCUCGUUCAAGGGGAUUCCAAGAACGGCCAAUCAAGUUACUGAAUGAAUACGGUUAGGUCAUCCUCUUUAAUGAUAAAACCCGCUCCAUAUGCCCUUAGCAUGCAUUUCUUCCAUGUGAAGGGCUUUUAACGACUGUUUUUGAAAAUUUACCUGUUUUGAGCAAGCUGGAAACAAAAAUGGAGCAAAGGAAACAAAGAGUUCUGAUUAUCGGAGGUGGGGUAUCAGGCCUCGUCUGCUUACGACAUCUUAUGCAUGUCUCUGAUGUUACGCUACUGGAAGGAAGAAGUUCAGUUGGUGGUCUAUGGGCAUAUCUGCAGGAAAAGAAUCCAAUUGAUCAGGCAAUUGGUGGAAAUAUAUUUCAGGAAAAAUACGGUUGCCAGUUCAGAAAUAUAUUCGACGAUCUUAUUUUGAACACACCAACUGUUUUCUCCCAUUUCAAGGAUUUUCCUGUGAGCGAAGAAAAGCCAGAGUUUCUAACUCGGGAAGAGUUCAACGAAUACUUGAAGGCUUACGUGGAGCAUUUUGAUCUCAUGUCAAAGGUGCGGCUUGAUGCCUUUGUUCUUGAAGUGAAGAGAGUUGAAAAAGCCGAGAAUGGAAGUACAUUCAUGGUUAAAAUCUGCAACAGCAUUAACAAAAAUCAGACAGAAGUUUUGUAUGCAGACUUUGUCGUAGUGGCAAAUGGUCAUAACAAUGUUCCAUAUUUACCAACAUGGAACGGAGUUGCUACUUUUCCAGGUCAAAUCAUUCAUAGCCAUGAUUUCAGGCGAUCUGAUGAUCCAGCGAUUGUUGGCAAAUCAAUUUUGGUGGUCGGUGCAAGCUUUUCGGGCUUGGAUAUGCUUGUACAGUUGUUUGGUCAUCAUUUGCGAGGAGAGGCUAACGUUAAAAAGGUUUAUUUCAGCGGAACAUUGGGGGAAAUCAAGAGCACCACUGAUUUUAAAAAGUACAUCGAAAAUGAAAAACUGUCUCUUAUUGACUCUAGAAUCGAAAGGAUCGACGGCUCUCAAGUAUUCUUCAAGAAUGGGGAGAAAAUUGAUGUUGAUUUGAUAAUUCCGUGCACUGGUUAUAAGUUUUCCUUUCCGUUUCUAAACAAAGAAGAUAAUUUGAUAACCAUGUCUGAUAACAACAUGUAUUUUGGUCCCUUAUUCAGAAGGACCUUUGCGAUCAAUGAGCCACAUCUUUGUUUUGUCGGCAAUGUCGACAGAAGCUGCUUCAUUCAACAGAUAAUGGAGUACCAGGCUUUGAUUAUCGCUAGUUACAUAAAAGGUGAAUUGAAACUCCCCGGCAAGGAAGCGAUGCUACUGGAGCUUGAAAACGAGCUGCAAGAGUUGCAGGGGGAUUUGAAGCGUAAUUUUUUCAAGCCAGGUUGUGCAUGUUUAGAAGACAACAAGAUUAUUGAAGGAUUCUUUGAGUUGCUUCCUGCUCUGAAGAAAGAUGAGAAAUUCGUUGAAAAUCUCAAUUCAGUUGGAAAAAGAAUCGCUGAAUAUUUUAUGAAAGGUGAUCUUCUCACAUACAGGAAAACUAUCUUCAGAGAAUGCAUUCCGGACAUUCAGUGAAAUUGAAUCUAAAAUCAAACUACAGUUUUUACGGAUAAAUUCAAUUAAAACCUGUUUAAAAUAAUCAUCUAUGUAAUCAACCCGCGUCAAUAAUCUAUGUUAUUUGAAAAUGUUUUCGUCAUUAUUUGUUGAAUUCGCAAGGGUUGGAGUCGUAGAAGGAAUCACAAUGUCUAUUCCAGUUUGAUCCUAUAAUUUGAUAUAAAACAUUUAAAAAUAUUUACAAGUUGAUUAAUAUUGCGAAAUCCCCGCGACCAACGGUUGAACUCUCAUUAACAAGACUCAAGUCAUAAUCACUUUCAAUUACAAAUCGCUUGUUGCGUGAUUAAGCAUGAUCGGUUAGUUACAAAACAAUAAGGAUGAUUAAUUGUUAUUUUUUCAACAUUACUUGAAAACACAUCCAUGUUGGCACGCAUCGUUUUUAUAGCAACUAGAAGAAAGUUUGCAGAUGAUUUUUAAUAAUGAAUCGACUGUAAUUCAUAAGGAACACCCUAAGUAUUGAAAACCGAUCACAUGGAUCAUAAAAAACCAGCAAGAGCUUGUUCAAACCGAUAUUUAAAGUGCAUCUUCUACACAACACGAUGAUUCAGACAUCCUCAAAACCUUAUUGCUCCUUACUGGAAAGCAUUCUAUAACUGACAUCAUGACCUUCUUUAAUUCCUUUCAAUAUGCGUAUCUAACAUGCAAUUAAUUGUACUGCGUUACAUUAAUCUUUUGUAUAUUUAUAUAUUACUUCUCAAGUUCAAGCAGAUUCUUUUUUAAUACAUUAACACGUCAUAGGGGCACAUGACUUUCAAAGCUAUUUGAGUUUUUCAUGUACCACAUUCUAAUUGGUUUUUUGUUUUAUCAAUGUAUUGCUAAUCUAUUAAU
Messenger RNA from Rhopilema esculentum, 2462 nucleotides. Its product is annotated as senecionine N-oxygenase. Gene Ontology annotation, molecular function: NADP binding; N,N-dimethylaniline monooxygenase activity; flavin adenine dinucleotide binding. NCBI's taxonomy places the organism in Eukaryota, Metazoa, Cnidaria, Scyphozoa, Rhizostomeae, Rhizostomatidae. The record is from RefSeq and is a predicted model, not a curated record.